CUGGCAGGAAGCUAAGCUCAACGAGCGCUGACAUACGAGGAAGGACGCUGCUGGAGAGAGGGCUCACAAAAAAAAAAAACAAGGCUUGGAUAUCUCUGCAGACCCCCAAAACGCAAGGGUAAAGUUAUGACGGCCUGUAGGAUCCACUAACACUCUUCUCUCCAUAUUCCCCAUCCAGCAAGCAACACAACAACUAGUCCGCAGUUUCGUUGCCAUGGAGGCCCGAGGACUGUACGACUUCAACGGCACGGCGGAGGACGAGCUCAGCUUUCGGAAAGGAGACACUCUGAAGAUCCUGGGCUCUCAGGAUGAUUGGUAUAAGGCUGAAAUGCACGGCCACGAGGGCUUCGUGCCUAAAAACUAUGUGGACAGGCCAACACCCAACUGGUUCCAGGAGAGCGCCUCUCGCGGUGCAGCCGAGGAGAUUCUGAUGUCCAAAGAAGUCGGAGCCUUUCUGAUCCGCGGCAGCCAGAGUUCACCCGGAGACUUCUCCAUAUCCGUCAGGCACGAGUUUGACGUGCAGCAUUUUAAAGUGAUGAAGGACAAUAAGGGUCACUAUUACCUUUGGUCAGAAAAGUUCACCUCCCUGAAUAAGCUGGUGGACUACUACAAGACCUCCUCCAUUUCCAAGCAGCGGGAGAUCUACCUGCGGGACGGGGGCCGAGACGAAGCCAGACCCUCAGCGCCUCAGCCGGUAAAGAGAGGCAGUCUUCCUGAGGAAAGGCCCCCCCAUGGAGGGGGCUAUGGUCCUCCAUCAGGGGGACACCGCAGACCCGCAGAGCCAGCUCACACUCAGCAGAAACGGGGCAGUUUGGAGGAGAGAGCCCACACCAUGGGCACCUCAGGCAGGAACAGCCCGAGUGGCACUGUUCCCGGCCCCAGACGGACUUCAGACACCCUACCUGCACCGAGGUCAGUGGUGCAGGUGAGAGCGCUGUAUGACUUUACAGCAGAGGAAGAUGACGAGCUGGGCUUUAACGCUGAAGAUAUCAUCGAAGUGCUGGACCGUUCCGAUCCUUCAUGGUGGAAGGGCCGGUUGCGUGGCAACAUUGGCCUCUUCCCUGCCAACUAUACUACCCAAAUCUGACCAAAGCAAGACCGGGCAGCUCCACCAUUACCUGACCAAACGGAGCCUUGCGAACGGAUUCUUCUGCAUUACGAAGAUUGAAUCACUUUUACAAAGUUGGAUACUUCAUCAUCGUUACUAGUUACAAGGAUGUGGACAACAUGAUGGGAAAAAACUCUACCGGUUGUCUACCUGUGCUUAUAAUGAGCUGGGUAAAUCAUAUCUAUCCAUUCAUAUUUAAUGCACACUUUGAACAAAUGAGGUACGAUUGGGCUACACCUUUUUUUUUAAUAACUCCCACCAAUUUCUACCACAGUGUCAGGCCUGUAAUGCUAUAGGCUACAUGGGACCACAUCUACAUACAUGUUACAUGUAUGGUAAUGUAUGUAAAAAUACUCAUAUUUCUAUGCUUUUUUCCCAAUUCAUUAAAACUGAUGACAGA
This is a messenger RNA of Colossoma macropomum (tambaqui), 1508 nucleotides long. RefSeq names its product GRB2 related adaptor protein 2a (gene grap2a). The transcript is spliced from 9 exons. The record is from RefSeq and is a predicted model, not a curated record. Gene Ontology annotation, molecular function: protein binding. Lineage: Eukaryota; Metazoa; Chordata; Actinopteri; Characiformes; Serrasalmidae. Bases 215 to 1087 code for a protein of 290 amino acids.